GGAGGUCACUAGAGUUUGGCCAAUUUAAUCUGGAUCAGGUGGAGGCAAUCUGCCUUCAUUAGUUUCUGAUUCUCCUUCUGGGAACAGUGUACUAGCCAGGUGAUAUUCUCAUAGUAAAUGCAAAGAGGAAGAACACCCAGUAUGGAAGCCAUCUCAAAUUUCUAUGCAAAGUGUAUUAAUUUUCUGUUCAUCAAAGUAAGUUAAAUGAUUGAACUUCAAGUUCAGGGGAAAGGUAGAAAGCGUGUGAUGGGAGGAUACUGCAAGAUUAUAUAUCAAAGGGUCUGGUACUCAGGAAUACUUAUAAAAUUGCUGAACAUUUUAAUUAAAUAAUAAAUAUUUAAACAUUAGACUUGAGAGAAACUUUACCAAAGGCCUAAGAAUUAGAGCUAUGUUUGAUAAAUAAAUAUUAUUCGUGGGCUGAAAACGUGAGUGGGAAAAUAGGACUAACUUCACCUGGACAACCUCCUGGAAACUGAUUUUUUAUUUUGGAAAUUAUGAGAAAAUAAUUAGUUCCAUUCAUAAGUGGUGUGCACAUGUGUGUGUUUGUGUGUGUAUUUAUGAGCUUGUGAAUAAUGAAGUUACACAAAAGCAUUAGCAGCAAUCUGAUCUUAAGCAGUAUUGGCCUGCCUGUGGUUCUGAAGUAAAUCUUAGAUGCUUUUGAUAAAAGAAGUUUGGAUUCUGUGUAUUUAAAUCUGGCAUUUAAAAAAGUCCAUAUUGGUGAUGAUCUUAGUUAUGAUCAAGCUCCCUUUAAGAUUUUAGACAUUUACUAUACGAUCUACAUAUUGGGUUAUAAAACUUCCCAAAUAACUGAAGUCGUUAAAGAGAAAUGAUGGAGAGGUUACACAAGGAAAAACUGCAAACACUGAAAGUGAAUAUGUCCUCGUUUGCCUACUAGCAAAUGAGAAUUCAGGUUUCAUGUCAACUUCAGUAUGAAUAAUUCCAGCCUAUAACAAGAACAGAUGGUGAAUGAAUGAGUUAAUUUGACUUGUUUUGAAAAUAAGAAUGUUUUUCAUAAAGAGAGCAUCGAACUUAUCCGUUAGCAUGCCGUGGUGAUUUCUGGCUUGACACUCGUCACAACAAUUAAAAGUAAAAAGUGUCACAGCACAUACACAAAUCAGGUGCAUAUAGAAUUUAAGGUCAGGAUAUUCAAGCAAUCACAACCAGUGAUAUUACACCAGCAUUUAAAAAAUUUCUUUUUGUCUGUUCAGACAUGAUAACUUUUCUACCCAUCAUUUUUUCCAUUCUAAUAGUGGUUGUAUUUGUUAUUGGAAAUUUUGCUAAUGGCUUCAUAGCAUUGGUAAAUUCCAUUGAGUGGGUCAAGAGACAAAAGAUCUCCUUUGCUGAUCAAAUUCUCACUGCUCUGGCGGUCUCCAGAGUUGGUUUGCUAUGGGUAUUAUUACUACACUGGUAUGCAACUGAGUUGAAUCCAGCUUUUUAUAGUGUAGAAGUAAGAAUUACUGCUUAUAAUAUCUGGGCAGUAACCAACCAUUUUAGCAACUGGCUUGCUACUAGCCUCAGCAUGUUUUAUUUGCUCAAGAUUGCCAAUUUCUCCAACCUUAUUUUUCUUCGCAUAAAGAGGAGAGUUAAAAGUGUCGUUCUGGUGAUACUGUUGGGGCCUUUGCUAUUUUUGGCUUGUCAUCUUUUUGUGAUAAACGUGAAUGAGAUUGUAUGGACAAAAGAAUAUGAAGGAAAUUUGACUUGGAAGACCAAAUUGAGGAAUGCAAUGUACCUUUCAAAUACGACUCUAACCAUGCUAGCAAACCUUGUACCCCUCACUCUGACCCUGAUAUCUUUUCUGCUGUUAAUCUGUUCUCUGUGUAAACAUCUCAAGAAGAUGCAGCUCCAUGGCAAAGGAUCUCAAGAUCCCAGCACCAAGGUCCACUUAAAAGUUUUGCAAACUGUGACCUCCUUUCUCCUGUUAUGUGCCAUUUACUUUCUGUCCAUGAUCAUAUCAGUUUAUAAUUUUGGGAGGCUGGAAAAGAAACCUGUCUCCAUGUUCUGCCAAGCUAUUAUAUUCAGCUAUCCCUCAACCCAUGCAUUCAUCCUGAUUUGGGGAAACAAGAAGCUAAAGCAGAUUUUUCUUUCAGUUUUGUGGCAUGUGAGGUACUGGGUGAAAGACAGAAGCCUUCGUCUUCAAAGAUUCACAAGAGGGGCAUUGUGUGUCUUCUAGCAGAAAAACUGGUGGUGUAUGAAACAUUUUAUAUUUCUUACUGGGCUUUCUGUAAUAUAUGUAUAUGAAUAAUUUCCAAAUGUAUACCUAGAAAAGUCUUUUACCUAAAGUUAGUCUAGAAAAGUAUAUAUAUAUAUAUAGAUAUAGAUCUGU
Nomascus leucogenys (northern white-cheeked gibbon) is the source of this 2323-nucleotide messenger RNA. Its product is annotated as taste receptor type 2 member 30. Gene Ontology annotation, biological process: sensory perception of taste; detection of chemical stimulus involved in sensory perception of bitter taste; G protein-coupled receptor signaling pathway. NCBI's taxonomy places the organism in Eukaryota, Metazoa, Chordata, Mammalia, Primates, Hylobatidae. Gene Ontology annotation, cellular component: membrane. The record is from RefSeq and is a predicted model, not a curated record. Gene Ontology annotation, molecular function: bitter taste receptor activity; G protein-coupled receptor activity.